UCUCGAAAUGAAAUCGUCUAUUUUAAUUUAUUUUAAACCUGUGUUGGUGUUGUUAAAAAAAGAAGCUCGAAUUGAAGCACCAAUUGUGGGCAGAUGAUUUUAGGGGGCCCCGAUUCAUGUAGCAAGACAAGAGCAUGAGAUUCAAAAGGUAAUAAUACUCCUGGUACGUAGUUUUAAUUUAUUAUUACGUGAGAAUUCAUGAAUAAUAAUGACAAUAAUUAUUAUUACACAGUUACAAGAGAGAGCCAUUUUUCAAUCACUCUUUGGCAUUUAUGUCGGUGUCCUUGUGUAGGUUGAUUGAAUGACAGGUUGGCCACAGAAAUACUUAGGGUUAAUAUACAUCAUAAAUUUUGUAACAAUAAAAAUGAAUGAAGUACUUUAAUGUCUAUUAAGGGUGUCUGUGAUUUGAGAUAUAAAAGCUCUAUUUAUGAUUAUCUCAUAUCUUGUUUGUGACAUAAUAAAAAAUUCAAAUAAAUCGUAUAAAAUUCUGGGCGUCACAUUUUUAUUUGCACAAUGGUAUAAUUUUAUACAUAAAGGAAUGUGUUAUAAUUUUAUAAGUAUCAUCUUUUGUCAUUCAAAACAAACAAAAAGAUUAUAUUGUCUUAUUUUAAGUGAUAAAUUUAUAUCUUAUUAUAUUAUUUCUCUAUGGCUCUAUUUAGAAGGAUAAAAAGCAAACACACCCCAAAGAUUAUCUUAAUUUUUAAUAUUUAUCAUUAAAGAUCAUAUAUCCAAUGUACUAUAUACUAUCAAACAAAUAUACUUUCCAUAAAUUAUUAUAUGACCAAAACACCUACAAACCUUACAAUUUAGUUGACGAAGAAGCGCAUCUUCUCAGGAAGAUGCUUGCUCCCAAUUAAUAAAUUGGACGUUCGAGUCACUUAAUUUACAUGAGUGUGUAGUCAAUAAUUAGCAUACAUUAAUAAAAUCAAAAUAUAAUAAAAAUCAACAACCAACUAUGUAAAUCUCAAUUCAGUUGAUAAAAUUCUCCCCCUCCGAUCAUUAAAUUGAGAGCUGGAGAGACCAUAAAAGAAAAAUGUAAAACCAUUAUUAAUCCUUAAUCUUCAAUCUUCCUAAAAGUACUUAAAAAAAAAAAACAAAAAAGCACAAUUACCAAUAAAACUAUCUUCCAACCAAGUCCCACCUCCCUUAUCUCUCAAACUCUCAAUAAAUAUCUUGUCUCACCCCCCAUUGAGUUUAUUCACUCACAACACAACCAUAUAAAUACAAGACACCCUAGGUCGCUCUGAGUGUGUGUGUGGAAAUGGAGGUGGUGUUGUUAAGCAGGGUAAUGUUGGUGUUGUUGUUGAGUGUUGUGGGAAGAUGUGAUGUGGACAAGGACAAGGAGAAGUGUGCAAAUGAUCUAGUUGGGCUUGCAACAUGUCUCCCCUAUGUGAGUGGUGAGGCCAAGUCCCCACCAGUAGACUGCUGCACUGGCCUCAAACAAGUCUUGCAAAAGAGCCCCCAAUGCAUCUGCUUGCUCGUAAAAGACAGAAAUGACCCCAGCCUCGGCCUCAAGAUCAAUGCCACCCUCGCCCUCUCUCUCCCCUCCCACUGCCACUCCCCCGCCAACAUCACCGACUGCCCCGCUUUGUUGCAUCUCCCACCAAAUUCGCCUGAUGCUAAGGUCUUUGAGGAUUUUGCAAAUACUGCUCACAAGAGUAAUGCUACUGCACUUGCUGCUGCCGCGAAUUCGUCGAGCGGGAAAACAACAACAGCAGCAGCAACGACGGGAGACGUUAAGAGUGGUGGAGGAAAGAAAAAGAGUUAUUGGUUGGGACUCUUGUUCACAAUGAUGGUGGCUUUUACAAUUUGCCAAACCUUUGAAUUUUCUAGUAUGUAUUUUCGACUUUAUUGAGAGGAGGAAAAGCAGAAAAAGGAAAGACAUAAAUGUUUGUUUAGUUUUGUUUUUUUAAAACCAAUGUUUGUUUAGUUUGUUCUUCAUAUAUCUCUUAUUUCUAACAUUGUGUGUUCCUAAUUUUCAUUAAUAUAAAUUUUUUUUCUUGGGUUUUGCUUGA
Salvia miltiorrhiza (redroot sage) is the source of this 2015-nucleotide messenger RNA. Its product is annotated as non-specific lipid transfer protein GPI-anchored 14-like. The transcript has 3 exons. NCBI's taxonomy places the organism in Eukaryota, Viridiplantae, Streptophyta, Magnoliopsida, Lamiales, Lamiaceae. The record is from RefSeq and is a predicted model, not a curated record. Bases 1262 to 1855 code for a protein of 197 amino acids.